AUGUCUGAUCUUGGGAUAAUGCAUUACUUUCUUGGCAUAGAAGUAGUGCAAUCUGAUGCUGGAAUUUUUGUGUCUCAAAAGAAAUAUGCCCAAGAAAUUUUGGACAGGUUUGAUAUGAAGAACUGUAACUCAACCACUACACUAGUUGAGACAGGAUUGAAGCUUGUGAAAAAUCCAGCAGGAAAAGGGGUUGACAGCACUCUUUACAAGCAAAUGGUUGGAAGUUUAAUGUACUUGACAGCAACACGACCUAAUUUAAUGUAUGUUGUAAGUCUUAUUAGCAGGUAUAUGGAGCAACCAAAGGAUAUUCAUCUUUUAGCUGCAAAGAGGAUUCUUCGGUAUUUGCGUGGUACUACUGAACUCGGGCUUUUAUACAAGAAGGGUGAACAAUCAUGCUUGAUUGGAUUUAUAGACAGUGACUAUGCUAGAGAUUUGGAUGACAGAAAAAGCACAUCUGGAUAUGUUUUUAUGUUGGGUUUUGCAGUUGUUUCGUGGUCAUCAAAGAAGCAGUCAUUAGUUACUUUGUCAACAACAGAACCCGAGUUUGUAGCAGCAGCUUCUUGUGCUUGUCAAGCACUUUGGUUGAGAAAAAUUCUCAAGGAGAUGCAUUUUGAGUAA
Messenger RNA from Nelumbo nucifera (sacred lotus), 618 nucleotides. Lineage: Eukaryota; Viridiplantae; Streptophyta; Magnoliopsida; Proteales; Nelumbonaceae. The record is from RefSeq and is a predicted model, not a curated record.